This is a messenger RNA of Plutella xylostella (diamondback moth), 1797 nucleotides long. RefSeq lists its product as uncharacterized. Gene Ontology annotation, molecular function: DNA-binding transcription factor activity; RNA polymerase II cis-regulatory region sequence-specific DNA binding. NCBI's taxonomy places the organism in Eukaryota, Metazoa, Arthropoda, Insecta, Lepidoptera, Plutellidae. The record is from RefSeq and is a predicted model, not a curated record. Gene Ontology annotation, biological process: regulation of transcription by RNA polymerase II.
AUCAUAGAAACAAAAUUAUACUGGGAAAGAUAAAUGUUGAUGAGGAAUGCAACAAUAAAUCUAAUAAUGUUGUUGGGAAUAUAGACAAAACAAACAAUGAUUCAGAUAUUUUAGUCAUGAACAUCUCUGAAACAAAUAAAAGCAGGAUGAUAACCAAACAGUAUUAUGAAAUAGAAAGGUGUUUGCUUGUUAAACUUGUUCUAACAAACUGUUAUACAUCUCUAUUGGAGAAUAACAGUUACUGUGCUCAGUGUGCAGUGUUGUUCCCCACCACUGAAGCGUAUAGUGAACAUUACACGAGCACACACACCGAGACCACUAACUCAACUAAAGCCUCGGUAGCUAUUCUGAAACGUAAAAAAAAUAUUAAAAUUGGUAAUGAUAAGCUAUUUGAGUGUGAAACUUGCAAGAAACCAUUUGAUCGAAUAGGUAAUUUGAACCUUCACAUCAAGAUAGUCCACAAGGGCAUAAAAAACUUCACAUGUGUAAUAUGCGAGAAAAAGUUUGGUUUGAAAAGCAGUUUGGCCAGUCACAUGUUGGUUCAUACUGGUGAAAAGCCAUUCGAGUGUAUGACUUGUAAGAAGAGAUUUCGGUUUAGACACCAUUUGAAAUCGCACAUGAUGAUUCACACUGGUGAAAUGCCAUUUGAAUGUGAAAUCUGCAAUAAAAAAUUUCGACUACUUGUCAAUCUGGGUCACCACAAGUUAAUCCACACAGGUGAAAAACCAUACGAGUGCAUGACUUGUAAUAAGAGAUUCCGGUUACCACACGGUUUGAAAACGCACAUGUUAAUUCACACUGGUGAAAGACCAUUUGAAUGCGAAAUCUGCAAGAAAAGAUUUAGUCAAUCAGGCAGAUUGAAGGUUCACAAAUUAAUUCACACUGGCGAAAAGCCAUGGGAGUGUAAAACUUGCAACAAAAGAUUUCGUGAAUUAGGUGAUUUGAACAAACACAAGUUGAUUCACAGUGAAGAAAAACCAUUAGAGUGUGUAAUUUGUAAGAAAAGGUUUAAGCAUAUACGCCAGUUGAAAAUGCAUAUUACAUACACUCACUCGGGUGAUGAUGAGAAACCAUUUGAAUGUGAAAUCUGCAAGAAAAGGUUCAUAAUGAAAUGCUAUUUGUCAAGCCACAUCAAAAGUCAUACUGAUUUAAGGUCAUUUGAAUGUGAGUAUUGCAAUAAACGAUUCAAGAAUCCCAGCACUAGAAACAAACACAUAUUAAUUCAUACUGGUGAAAAGUCAUUCGAAUGUGAAACUUGCAAGAAAACAUUUCUUACAUCGAGCGGAUUGAAGAGACACAAGUUAGUUCACACCAGUUAUAAACCAUUCGAGUGUGAUAGUUGCAAUAAAAAAAUUAAAACCAAAACUCAUUUGAUUCGACAUAUGAGAGUACACACUGGGGAAAGACCAUUCGAGUGUGAUACAUGCAAGAAAAGAUUUUUGGAGAAAAGUAAUUUGGUCUUACAUCAAAAGUUAAUCCAUUUUGGUGAAAAACGGUUCGAGUGCUAUAAUUGCAGUGAAAAAUUUAGUAGAAAAAUUCAAUUGAUUCGUCACAUGACAGUACAUACUGGGAAAAUUUAAUAAGUAAUUAUCAUAAAAUAUUUUGUGAAUAGUUUAAUUAUGAAUAAGCUAAUGUUUCCACCGCAAAUGGUCGUUUUUUACAUUAACUUCUACAUUCUACAGUCGUCGAAAUAUAAUAGGCCCGUUUGGACAGCUAUAUAAAUUUGCUAUUUACUCUUGAUUUACUUGAUAAAAUACAUAAAAAGACACAUAAUAUGGCUUAUUAUUCAACGGCAGA